AUGAAUAGUAGGAGUAAUUCAGUUUCAAGUUUAAAUAACAAUAUAAAUAAUAAUAAAACCACAACAAAUAAUAUAUUAUAUGAUAAUAAUUAUGAUUUAAUAAAAAAUGAAUUUUAUAAAUUAUCAAAUAAUAUUUUAAAUAUUUAUGAUUCAUUAAAUAAUUAUUGCGAUUCAAUAAAAUUAAUAUAUAUCGGUCAAAAUAGUUAUUUAAAUAAUUCAUUUUCAUAUUACGAUUCUAAUCAUCCAAUAUCAAAAUAUGGUAAUGAAAUUUUAACUCAAAUCGAUCUGGUGUUUAAUGAAUGGGGUUUAAAUCAAGCUGCAAACUUUCAAGCUUUAGUAGAGUUCUGUAAUCAGUUAGAUGCCAUUAGAAUAAAGAUCGAAUCUUAUGAAAGUGGUAAUAAAAGUGAUUCAAAUUUAAAAUCGGAGGUAUUCAAUGAUGUAAUUCACCAAUUUGACUGUAGGGUAAACAAUUUCGAUAUACCUUUAAUUAAUAUUCAGUUUUCUCUAAAUAGUUUAAUAACCUCAAUCUCAACAAUUCAAAACAAUUCCUCAUCUAGUCUUCAAAAUAAAAUUAAUUUUAUAAACCCAGUUUCUCAUUUAAGCCAAAUAAAUACCAAUACACAACAAUUAAAUGGGAAGAUUAAUAAUAGUAGUAAUAAUAAUAUGAAUAAGCCAAUUAAUAAUAGUAGUAAUAAUAUUAUUAAUUCAUCAAAUAAUAGUUUAAAUAAACCACCUCUACCAACUGCUUCAAAUAUUAAAAAGGCAAGCCUAAAACCAUUGGCAAGACCAUCUUCAGUAGAGAUCCCAAAAAUAGAUGCCCCAGAUAACAUGUAUAGAAGUGAAAAUAAAGAAAAGCAUAUACUAGGUCAACAUAUUACACCUCCAGCAAGAGCCAUUCCUCUUACCCCUCAACAACAUACAACACCAGCACCAAGAUUGGAUAUUUUAAAACAACAAACAAAACCUGCCGCUGCAACAAUACAACCAAUAAAACCUGCGGCAACACCACCACUAUCCAGACCUUCAGAUGAUAUUGUUCCAAAUAGACCUGCACCAAUACCACAACAAACAAAUCAUAACUUGGUUUCAAGACCUAGAGCUCAAUCUGUAAAUUAUUCUUCACCUCCAUUACAGAGACCUCCCGUAUCCCCAAUACAAACAAGACCUUCACCAGUUCCUUUGUUCCCCAAACCAGCACCUCAACCUUUACUACAAAAGCCUGCACCACAACCUUUACAUCAAAAGCCUGUAACACAGCUUGCACCACAACAGCAACCAUUAAGACCAACUCCAACAUUCCCUAAGCCACUAGCAUCACCAUCACAACAAAAUAAUUUAAAUUCACAGCCACCUGAACAAUCAAUUCACCAACCACUGAGGCCAGCACAAUCAUUUCCUAAACCUCUAGCAACUGCACAACAAAAUAAUAUUGCAACCGAACCUCAAUCAAGACCCCUUGCAUCAUCUUCAAGAUCUCAAGCAAACUCUUAUCAACAGCAAAAUAAGAGUGCAAAUGCAUCUACACCUGCACCAUACCAAAAUAACAAUUACAUUAAUAAUUUCAACAGUAAUAGUUUUAAUUAUCAAAGACCAUUACCACAACCACAACCUAAAUUCCAGCCAUAUCCUUCAAUUGAAGAAAAUAAACAAAUGAUUUCAUCAAAGCCUACUUCUUCAUCCUCAUCAUCCUCUAAAAAAGGAUUUUCUUUUUCAAAGCUUGUAAAGGAAAUUGAAGAUGGUGUAAAUAGCUCUAAUGGGGGUUUUGGAAUGGCGGUUAUGGGUGGCGGUCCUUCCUGUGGCCUAACAGGUAGACCAAUAUCUAAUGACCCUAAUAUUCAAGAUUUAAUGUAUGACUAUGAAAAACAUAGAAAGAUAUUUGGCAACAAAAGAUUUAAACUUUCCUAUAGCUAUACGCAAACAGUAUCGUAUAAAAAGUUUAAUAACAAAUAUACAAUUCUUAAAGGUAAACCAGUCAGCGGAUCAUCAGUUUAUUUAUAUAUAUUCGAACCACUUACAUUCCAAUCUCAAAAUAUUACAAGCUCAAAUAUUGUUUUUAGAGACAGUAAUGGUUUUGUAGCCGAGCCCACUGUUAUCUCUCACUUUCAAAAUAUUCUUAGUGUAGAGUUUAAAACCCCAAAAGAAGGUCAAACUUUUUAUUGUGAUUAUGAAUUUACAGCCGAUCUUUACUCAGCAACACUUGUAGAAGCAGCACCAAAUGAACAGAUUCAAGUUGAACCAAUUUCAAAUUCCGAAAGAGAAUUCUUUUUAAAGGUAGAAGGACAACUCAAAUUUAAUACACCAGAAUUUGAACAAUUCAUUAAUGAUAACUUGUUAUACCCUCAACAAUAUUCUGAUGGAACCCUUGAAAGCAAAUUAUGUUUCUCUUAUAGAGUGUCUCUUUAUAUAAAGUGCUAUGUAAAAUAUGACCUUAGUUCUGGUAAUCAAGAGCCCCUAGAAACAAUAAGAAAAGGUUUGGGUAAUUGUAGCUCAUAUUCUAUUCUUUUUGCAUCCAUUUUACGUUAUAAUGAUAUUCCAUGUAGAAUAAUAAGUGGUUUAGUAAGUCGUAAAAAGGAAACCUUACUUAUUGGUGGAAGAGCAGCUCAUGGUCAAAAUGAAUUUUAUAUUGAAGAAAUAGGAUGGGUACCCUACAACGGUGCAUUUAUGGACCACGGGGCAUAUAACUUUUUAGCAUUUGGUAGAUCAUUAGGUGAUCUUUUAACUCUAGGUAUGUUGCAAGAAAAAGGAAUUUUACCAACCGAUCCAAAUAAUGAAAGAGAUUUUCAAAUGCUACACAUUCAACCACCUGCAAGUUAUGAAGGCACAAAAAUUACAAGUGCAGAUUUUAUUACAGAUGAUCAACUCCAAAAAAUUGAUAAUUAUAGUUUUUUAUUAACAUAA
Messenger RNA from Dictyostelium purpureum, 2898 nucleotides. RefSeq lists its product as uncharacterized. The transcript has 2 exons. The record is from RefSeq and is a predicted model, not a curated record. The coding region runs from base 1 to 2898 and encodes 965 amino acids. NCBI's taxonomy places the organism in Eukaryota, Evosea, Eumycetozoa, Dictyosteliales, Dictyosteliaceae.